AUGAAAUUAUUAAGUUUAACUAGAUAUUAUUUUAACAAACAUUUAUACUCUACAUGUUCAGUUAAAGAAAUUUUAAAAUCUCAACCUGAGGGAUGUAAAAAAAAGUUGAAGGGUUGGGCUAAAGCAAUGCGCAAAAUGAAAGAAAACAUAUUUAUAGAUUUAGAUGAUGGUUCUACUCAUCAUCGUCUACAAGUAGUAAUACCUAAAAAUAAAGUUCCAGCUUCCUUGACUUAUGGAUGUUCUUUUGAAGCUAUAGGUGUUUUGGUCAAAAAUCCAAGUAAUAAACUAGAAUUAAUAGCAGAAUCCAUCAAUGUUCAUGGACCUUGUGUGGUUCAAGAUGGUUACCCAUUUGCCCCUCGAAAAACUUACAAUCCAGAUUAUGUUAGGCAACAUUUACAUAUAAGACCACGGACAGCAACGUUUGGUUGUUUAUUAAGACUUAGAAAUAAAAUGUCAACUGCUGUAAGAAAUAGAUUUUCCAAUGAUAAUUUUGUGGAAAUAAAUGUUCCAGUGUUAUCUUCAAAUGAUUGUGAAGGAGCUGGUGAAGUGUUUGUAGUGAAACCAAAUAAUGAUAGUUUAAUUAAAGAGAUGAUUUCACAAAAUCAUCAUUCACUUUUAGAAACUUUCUUUAAUGGACAAACAUAUUUAACAGUAUCUGGACAGUUGCAUUUAGAAUGUAUGGCACGGGCACUAACUAAAGUUUAUACGUUGGGACCAACUUUUAGAGCUGAAAACUCUAAAUCGAGGUUACAUCUAUCAGAAUUUUACAUGAUUGAAGCAGAGCAAGCUUUUAUUGAUAGAACUGAAGAAUUAUUAGGAAUGAUAGAAAAAACUACAUCAACUGUAGUAGAAAAGCUAUUAGAAGAAUCAGAAGAUGAAAUAGACCAUUACAGAAAAAUGAUAGGUGCUUCUGAAGACAACAAUCCUGUUAACUUACUUAAAGUUCCUUAUGAAGUAAUAACUUAUCAUAAAGCAUGUGAUAUAUUAGAAAGAGAAAAUUGUUUUAAAAAUGCAAUGAUUCGAGGCAAACCAUUAACUAAAGAACAUGAAUUAUUUUUGGUUAAAUAUAAUGGUCAGAAACCAAUAUUUGUUGUAGACUGGCCUAAAGAAUUGAAACCAUUUUACACAAAAACAGUACCUAGUAAUAAAGCAUUGGUAUCAGCUGUGGAUCUGUUAUGUCCUAAUGUUGGUGAAUUAUGUGGUGGAAGUGUACGUGAAGAUAAUCAUGAUAUUUUAAAAGAAAAGUUAUCUCUUGUAGGAAUGGAAGACAAAUUAGAUUGGUACAUAGAAUUGAGGAAAUUUGGUAAUGUGUCUACUGCAGGUUUUGGCAUAGGAUUUGAACGUUUCCUUCAAGUAUUAUUAGAUAUACAGAAUAUUAAAGACACUAUUGCAUUUCCUCGAUGGCCACAUAAUUGUAAAAUGUAAAACACCGAUUUUACUUUAAUCAUUUGAUUUUCUAUUGAUUUUUGUUGAAUAUUAUUAUA
This is a messenger RNA of Sipha flava (yellow sugarcane aphid), 1484 nucleotides long. RefSeq names its product probable asparagine--tRNA ligase, mitochondrial (gene AsnRS-m). Bases 1 to 1425 code for a protein of 474 amino acids. Gene Ontology annotation, biological process: asparaginyl-tRNA aminoacylation. Gene Ontology annotation, molecular function: asparagine-tRNA ligase activity; ATP binding; nucleic acid binding. NCBI's taxonomy places the organism in Eukaryota, Metazoa, Arthropoda, Insecta, Hemiptera, Aphididae. The transcript is spliced from 3 exons. The record is from RefSeq and is a predicted model, not a curated record. Gene Ontology annotation, cellular component: mitochondrion.